AUGACAAUGAACCAAAUUCUGAUCAAAUUAUUUAUAAGUUAUUAUCAAGGAAGAGCAAAAAAGAAGCUUGAAGAACUGUUACAUCAAUGGUCAGAAUGGGAUACUCUAGAAUGCUCUAUAUCUGAGUUAACAGAUUUUGGGCUGUCAAAGGUUGGCCUAAUUAACAGUACAGAUGAUGUAUCUGGUCCAGCAGUGAGUGGCACAUCACUAUUGGGUGAUAAUAGGACUCAGUCAUCUCUCUCAUCUCCACCUCCAUCUCCAUCUAUGUCUGCCACUGAGACUCAGCAAGAAAGACACAAAAACCGCUCUGCUGUUGGACAACUCCAGACUAUUUGGCACCCAAGAAUCUUCUGGGAAAUGGACAUGGUAUAUCAGCAGAUUGGUGAGCACCCUCAGAUGAUAUUUGACAACAUUCUCAACCGUAACAUACCCUGGCCUGCAAAGAUCCUAACCAGAGACUUGGAGCUAGGGGAGCAACCGAGGAAAAAGGCUGCAUUUGUGCCUUCAUCAGAGAGUGCACUGGACAUAAGUUAUUUCACAAGUAGGUACACAUGGAAUAACUCAGAGCAGGUUAGGGCUUCCAGUUCAGUUCUGGGCUUUGUUUGCACAUUUCUAUUUAACAGUUUCAAGCAAACGCAUAAGAAACAUAGCAUCUUUCCUAUCACUUUUAAGGUGUACAAUGUUGGAAUGGAGGCAACAGUUGUAUUGCAGCUUAAAGGUGAUUGUUCUCUUGGUUACCUCCAUAUCGUCUCUACAGAAGAGGUGCUAGAAUAUUUUAGGCAACAAAGAUAG
Molecule: messenger RNA, 792 nt
Organism: Lactuca saligna
Lineage: Eukaryota; Viridiplantae; Streptophyta; Magnoliopsida; Asterales; Asteraceae
Source: the annotation of a GenBank genome assembly